AUGGCUGCAAGUAUUACUCUCGUGUAUCAGCAUUCUGUGGUGGACGACAUUGCCUACCACCGUUACCAGCAGUCCAUGUCGAAGGACAAGCGUUCGUCGAAUCAGCCGGCGCCCUUCAAGGGUGAAUUCUCCUUUGUCAAUAAGGACGCUGGCAAUAUCGACUCGAAAGACCACAAUGCUGCCGUAUCGUGGCAUGUCAUGAACCGCUACGAGAGGUGGAAGAAGCAGGAGCAGGCGAAGCAGCUGCGCGCUUCGGCCAACGUGCCCGUGGGGCCUCUGUCGCCUCCUUCACAGCAGCCUCCCCGGAUCCCUACUCCGCGACAGCAGCCACAACCAUCUCGGCCACGAGGACAGUCGGUACGUCGAGUUUCCAUUGACAAUCCUAACAAGAGAGCUCGGUUGACCAGCGAGUCCCAGCCGCCAACAGUACCACCGGCGACUCCUUUUGGGUUUGAUCCAUGGAUGGUCGAGCAGCCGCUCCAGCUUGGCUACCCUGGCAUCGGCUCCGCUCAGGCGGCUGGGGGCAGCGGAGUACAGACAUCAGCUAUUUCGACCCCUUCCACACAAUCAAGUAUCAUGGAAGAUGACCCAACAGCCAUUCUCAACUCGAUCAAUCGGGCGCUGGAUCCCACCGCAAACUCGUUCGACUCAUCUGCUUUUUCCAUGACUCCGCUCGUCAACAGCCUUAUCAGUUUUGCUUACGAGGUCUUCAUUCCUCAGUCCUGGCCGAAGGAAUCCGAAAAGAGUCAGAAUUCCUACGAGAUUGCCAGGAGUUGGGAUGAUGCGGUUCUGAUCAAUCAGGACACCUGCUAUGCUAACGCCUAUCUGAGUCUUCUGACAGCCGCCAUGGGAGCACUGACCGAGGAUGACACCCUUACUUACCAUUCGCGAUACUUCCAAGGACAAGCCAUGACCGAAUUGAGGCAGCGAGUGGCACGACCCGGUCCCCAAGACCUGAUCACGCUCAAGGCCGUCUUGAAGCUCUUCUCAUCGGAAACUCUUGUGGACAAUACCUCUGUUGCGCGGAUGCAUCUCAAAAUGCUCCGCAACCUCGUCAACGCGGCCGGAGGCGUCAUUCUCAUGGACGCCUGGUUCCGCGAAGACCUUCUGUCAUGCGACUGCUAUUUCGCAUUGAAAUACGAUACACGCCCGCUGUUUCCGGCUUCCGAGUGGACUCCAGGGCCACUGAGUCAACCAUGGAAGGCACGGCUGCUGUCGGCAGGGAUCUUCGGAGACCAUGCGGCGAGCGUUGACCCGCUGAUCGAACAUGCCGUCAUGAAAGCAGUUGUGACUGACUUGCGAGAGCUCUUUAAAGCGCACGAGUAUACUCAAGCCCAUGACGUGCCCGGCGACGAUCAACUCCUUCGAUGGCAACAGCUACGCAAGUUCGAUUGCAUUUCACGAUUGGCGGAUCACGAUUGCAACUUGGCGAUAUACCCCCAUCUGUUUCUGCGACCACUGACGCAGGCUUACACUUGUGCCGCCACGGGGUUGAUGGCGGCGAUGGUGCUUGGGACACCGGAACCCGUGCGCUUCGGGCUCAAAUUGCUCGCGGACUUACGCCAAAAGCUGGUCGAAAGUGACUCUGAGGGCGCUGCUGCUGAACAUCGGCGACUUCGGCUGUGGGCACUGUAUGUGGGUUCACUCGCCGAAAAGGUCCACCCUGUCAGCGCAGCUGAACAAGACUGGUUCGCGAGCAAGUACCGAGUCCACGCGGAGAGCAUGGGUGUACCGGAGUGGGAGGACACGAAGAAGGUGGUCCGGCAAUUCCUGUUUUCAGAAAAGCUCCAUCAAGAGAUCGAGUCGGGGCGCGCGCAUCGGGUGAUGGAUGUCAGGCAAGGGCUCUACACAUCCUCCGGUUGCAGCUGGCGAGAGCCGUUGCUGGACACGAAUCUUCUCCUCGGCGAACCCGAGGAGGACAUUAGCGGGUCAGGCGCCGGCUCGGUAUCGGUCGCUGCAGGGAAACGGAGAGCGGACGAUUGA
Molecule: messenger RNA, 1983 nt
Organism: Cladophialophora carrionii CBS 160.54
Lineage: Eukaryota; Fungi; Ascomycota; Eurotiomycetes; Chaetothyriales; Herpotrichiellaceae
Exons: 1
Coding region: 1-1983 (660 amino acids)
Source: RefSeq, a predicted model, not a curated record